UUAUCUGUCGUAUAAGUUGAGUCAUUGAUUGUUGUAUCUCAGUCAAAAUGGUUGCCCAAGCUCAUGCUGUCUCUGUGUCUCUUCAGGACCUCAAGGAUGGCAACGUUCCGUUUGAAACCCUCAAAGAAGCCUUUGGUCCUGAUUCUCUCGGAAUUCUCGUCGUAAAAGACGUUCCCAAAGAAUUCCCCGAACUUAGACACCAAGCUCUCUCCUACGCCUCAUACCUCGGCAACCUCCCCAAGGAAGAACUUGAGAAGCUUGAAAACGCCAGAGCUAAAUAUCUAACUGGCUGGUCCCUCGGAAAAGAGACUCUCAAAAAUGGUCAAGUCGAUACCUUCAAGGGCUCAUACUACGCCAACUGCGCAUUCUACAUCGACCCAUCUCUUGAAUGCGCCAAACCAACUGAAGAAUUCUCCAUCGACACAUUCCCCGAAUAUCUUGCCCCCAAUGUAUGGCCACCAGAGAAUGUCCUUCCAGGCUUCAAGCCCUCUGUCACCUCGCUAUGCCGCCUCAUCAUUGACGUGGCUGUCCUUGUUGCGCGCGCUUGCGAUCGCUUUGCGCAAGAGGAUAUCCCAGGUUAUCCGGAUGGAUACCUAGAGCACGUUGUCAGCACUUCUAGCACCACCAAGGCUCGUCUGCUGCAUUAUUACCCUCAAGAAAAUGACCCCGCUGCCAAUGGCGGUGAUGAGGAUGAUUGGUGUGCUACGCAUUUGGACCAUGGAUGCUUAACUGGACUUACAUCAGCGAUGUUUAUCGACGAGCACAAGACAAGUCCUGCUGUACCGGAAGUCACAAACUUGAAUGGUGCUUCUCUUCCACCCCUUGAUGAGCUUCCCUCAUCCCCUGAUCCUUCAGCUGGUCUGUACAUCAAGUCUCGUACAGGCGAGACAGUUCAGGUCAAGAUUCCUCGCGAUUGCAUCGCUUUUCAGACUGGUGAGGCUCUUGAGCGUAUUACUGCUGGUCGCUUCAAGGCUGUACCUCACUUUGUCAGGGGCGUAAGAGCUAGUGUUAGUGAUGGAAAGAUCGCUCGUAACACGUUGGCGGUGUUUACUCAGCCUAAUUUGGGUGAAGAAGUGGAUAUCAAGCAGCACCUCACUUUUGGAGAGUUUGCUCGGGGUAUUGUUGAUAAGAAUACUGUCUCAUGAUAGCUUGGUCAACACGCAAAUACAAAUUUUACGAUGCAGUUUUGAGUCA
Molecule: messenger RNA, 1194 nt
Organism: Fusarium oxysporum Fo47
Lineage: Eukaryota; Fungi; Ascomycota; Sordariomycetes; Hypocreales; Nectriaceae
Exons: 3
Coding region: 48-1145 (365 amino acids)
Source: RefSeq, a predicted model, not a curated record